Molecule: messenger RNA, 1368 nt
Organism: Candoia aspera
Lineage: Eukaryota; Metazoa; Chordata; Lepidosauria; Squamata; Candoiidae
Gene: CHMP2A
Product: charged multivesicular body protein 2A
Exons: 6
Coding region: 124-786 (220 amino acids)
Biological process (GO): late endosome to vacuole transport; endosome transport via multivesicular body sorting pathway; protein transport
Cellular component (GO): ESCRT III complex; multivesicular body
Source: RefSeq, a predicted model, not a curated record
AAAUGCCACUCCCGUGACGUCGGUAGGCUAAGGCGGAAGGAGAGCGUAGAGGAAAUAUCAAGGAGGUGAACGGACGGAAUUGGGCGACUGCUCGAGUUGUAGAUUGACUCAUUUUCUGUCAAGAUGGAUCUUCUGUUUGGGCGCCGGAAGACCCCAGAGGAGAUGCUGCGGCAAAAUCAGCGGGCUCUGAACCGUGCCAUGCGAGAAUUAGACCGGGAACGGCAGAAGCUGGAGGCCCAGGAGAAAAAGAUCAUUGCUGACAUCAAGAAAAUGGCCAAGCAAGGGCAGAUGGAUGCUGUGAAAAUCAUGGCUAAAGAUCUGGUGCGGACAAGGCGCUAUGUCAAGAAGUUCAUCAUGAUGCGGGCUAACAUCCAGGCAGUGUCCCUUAAAAUACAGACACUCAAGUCUAACAACUCCAUGGCUCAGGCAAUGAAAGGUGUCACCAAAGCCAUGGCUACCAUGAACAGACAGCUCAAGUUGCCUCAGAUCCAGAAAAUCAUGAUGGAGUUUGAAAAGCAGUCAGAGAUCAUGGAUAUGAAGGAAGAGAUGAUGAAUGAUGCUAUUGAUGAUGCAAUGGGAGAUGAAGAGGAUGAGGAGGAAAGUGAUGCUGUUGUCUCCCAGGUGUUGGAUGAGCUAGGUCUGACGCUGACAGAUGAGCUGUCAAAUUUGCCUUCCACUGGUGGGUCUCUGAGCGUGGCAGGAGGAAAGAAAGCGGAAGCCUCAGCAGCUCUCGCUGAUGCAGAUGCUGAUUUGGAGGAGCGGUUAAAAAACCUACGUCGAGACUAGAAGAGCGGUGCCCAGCUCCCUUCCCCUCCCUCAGCAUGGGUGGCUCUUCAGACACUGCUGGUGUUAGGAUUACAACUCUGCUGUGGCAGGGAGUCCUAGUUUUGCAAGCUUGCGCGAGGUUGACUGUGGGUGGCCUGAGUGGGGGAAAGAAGGGUUAAACCAAGCCGUGUGGUGCUCUUAUUCCACUCUGAUUUGAAAGGACUUUCAGCAUCACUGGGCAAAAUUAUGGGGGCAGAAUGUUUUUCUUUUCUUUUUUCUCCUACCGUGAAAAUGCCUCCAUUUCCAUGAGACUGGACAGCUUGGGAUCUAAAGGAAGCUUCCUUCUGAAUGGGGAGGCCAGAGUGGGUGACAUUCCCUACUCAGUCCCCCAUAUUCUUCUGGUGGUGAUGGGAAGGUGGAGGAGGGUGGGCAGUAGAACAACAGGUGGUACCUCCUCUGAUACCCCUGCCAUUUGAAAGUGGCAAGAGGCUUUCUGACUGUUUCCCCAGUAAAGCUUUCUAUAAAGCCCUGUCCCUGAAGGCAGGCAGGAAGGCCUCCCCAUUGCAUCUGUUUGUCUCUUGUAAUAAAAGUUGUAGAUUUGUA